ACUUGACUCACACAUUGUGCGAGAUUGAAAAAAUGGAAAAUGAAACACUAAGCCAAAUGAUGAACAGUUAUGAUGUUCAGCUUACCGACAAUACAUUUGGAAAUUUUAACCUGCGGUUAAACGAUGUGACUGGGGACACUACCGGCACUUUGGAUGACAGCUCUGUCGUUAAAUCUGAAGAGCCUGAUAGAGAUAGCUCACUGACUGACAGAUUUGCAACAGAGACAACCUGUGAAGAUGCAAACGCUUUAAUAAAUGAACUGAAGUCAAAAAAUACAGUGAGGAAUACAAAGUGGGCGUAUACUGUAUUUGAAUCCUGGAGAGAUACCCGUAAUAAAAGCGGCCAUGAGAUUCCAGAGCUUUCCAAUAUGACGGUAGAUGAUAUGAACACGUAUCUAUGUCGUUUUGUAAUGGAAACGCGGAAAAGAGACGGUACUAAGUAUCCUCCAAAUAGUUUAUACCAUAUUAUGUCUGGACUUCUGAGGUACCUAAGAGAUAAGAAUAUAAAUGAUAAAAACUUUCUGGAUCAGGCUGAUCCUAGGUUUUCUUAUUUAAAUAAGGUCUUGAAUUCUGAAAUGAAAAAGUUAACGAGUGAGGGUUUAGCAUUGCCCCAGAGAGAAGCACUGCCUGUGACGGAAACGGAUGAGAGGCAGAUAUGGGAGAAGGGCGUGUUUGGGGACUUUGACGCAAUUUCACUUCAAAGGACAGUGUUUUUUAUAAUUGUAAAAUAUUUGGACUAAGAGCUGCGGAUGAGCACCGAGACCUUACAACUGACCAAUUCACCAUCGGAGAAGAAGAUGGAAAUGGACUUUAUGUGGACUUUAAUGGAAAAACCUCUAAGACAUAUAGUGGGUCUGUUAAACAGCGAAAAUUGGAACCCAAACAAAUACGUCAUUACGAUAACGGAAGCGGACUCGUUAAGUUAUAUGAAAUGUAUCUUUCGUGUGUGAAAACUGAAUGUGAAAAUAAAACGUUUUACAAACGUGCACUGCCACGAGUAGGUGAAAA
This is a messenger RNA of Mercenaria mercenaria, 1008 nucleotides long. RefSeq lists its product as uncharacterized. The transcript is spliced from 2 exons. The coding region runs from base 33 to 740 and encodes 235 amino acids. The record is from RefSeq and is a predicted model, not a curated record. Lineage: Eukaryota; Metazoa; Mollusca; Bivalvia; Venerida; Veneridae.